AUGUACUCCUCCUAUUUCAACUCCAUUACCUCCAAAGUAACCUCGAUCCGACAAAACAUAUUUCAAGGCGAAGCCGACGGCGACACAGAAGAUGACACCUAUCUCUGUCGCGUAAUGCGCACCUAUUAUCUACAAGAAAAGAAACAAAACCUGCCAGCGUGGCUCCCCCCCGAUCCACGCGGUCCGCAUCCUUCUCCUGUCGUCCAACCAGUUUACAGUCAACCUGUCGGUUCUACAUAUGGUCAAGCACCUCCUGCGGCAGGUGGCUCACAGGGUUUAAAUAGUUUAUUCGGCGGCGCAACAGGAAGAACAAAUGCGCCAUCGCCACCUCCAGGGAGUCUGCGCGCAGCAAGAGCAACAGGAGGUCCAGCGAGAAGUCAAAGUCCUUUUGCGACUCAAGGAGCUAGUGCAACGGGAAGUUUAUCUGCGAGGGAUAGAUUGAAGAUGGGGAGAUCGAAGGGAAGUGCUAUUAAUACUAAUGUGAGUGCAAUGGGUGAUGCGAGUUAUGAUUCCGGAUAUGAGAAUAGAUUUGCGUCGCAGGAUGGUGGGGAGAAACCGUUUAUGGCGGCGACGAGUCCGUGGGCUUCGAAUGCGGCGGAGUUUGGUGGUGGUGGCAUAGUAGGGGUGGAGCAAUAG
Molecule: messenger RNA, 636 nt
Organism: Sclerotinia sclerotiorum 1980 UF-70
Lineage: Eukaryota; Fungi; Ascomycota; Leotiomycetes; Helotiales; Sclerotiniaceae
Exons: 2
Coding region: 1-636 (211 amino acids)
Source: RefSeq, a predicted model, not a curated record